AUUAUAGUUUAGAAAUUUCAACGUAAAACUUCUAAGAUACCAAACAAAAAACAAACAAACAAAAUGAAGAUGACACCAGAAAUCGAUCCGGGUCUACCCGAAUGGAUAACCAUUGAAUAUAUUCAAGAUAAAUUGAUUAAACGCCAUAAGGAUGACAGUAUUAAAGUAUUGAAAAUCAGUGGCAAAUCUGCCAGUGGAAAGGGUGAAAAUUACACCAGUGCCAUUUUACGUAUUAGGGUGACCUAUGUAAGCGAUACAAUUGUGGAACCCAAAACCGAUUCCUUUGUUAUUAAGAUGACCUUCCAAGGAGAAGGUAUUGAGGGACAAGUUCUUGGCCAGUAUAAUGUUAUUCAGUGUGAAAUUGAUGUUUAUCGUUAUGUGAUGCCACGAUUCGAUGACCUUAUGAAGGAACUCGGAGAUGAUGAUCAAAUUUUUGCCAAGACUUUAUAUGUAGAUGAUAAACAGGGUGCCAUUAUUUUUGAUGAUUUGGUAGCCAGAGAUUUCGCUGUAGCCAAUCGUGUGGCUCGUUUAGAUACAAAACAUGUCCACUUGGCUUUGCGCAAGUUGGCUAAAAUUCAUGCUUGCGGUGCUGUGUUAAACGAACGUGAUCCAGAAUUCUUUAAGAAGCAUGUAUUCGAUCAUGGUUUUUACAAUCGCCAUACAGAAGGCUUUAAGCCCAUGAUGUGUGGCAUUAUUUCUGGUCUUUCGCAUUAUGUUAACAGCCGUCCUGAUCUUAAAGCAAAAUAUGGCAAGAAAUGUGAAGGUCUAGUAGAUCGUAUUAUGGAAGAUACCGUUAAGUGUUUCGAUCCCGAUGACAGACAUUUCAUGACUUUUGCUCAUGGUGACUAUUGGACAAAUAACAUGAUGUUUCAGUAUCCCAACGGUAUCGAUCAAGAACCCUCAGAUGUUUGUCCUUUAGAUUUACAACUUUGUGUUUGGGGUCAUCCUGCCAUUGAUUUGCAUUAUUUCUUUAAUACCUCUUUGAAGGAGGAGUUGCGUCUGAACAAUCAACAAGAGUUUAUUAAGUACUAUUAUGAUAUUUUGGCAAGCACCUUAAAAGCUUUAAAGUUCAAAGGUCGUUUUCCUUCACUAUUCAAAUUCAAUUUGGAAGUACAAUCUCGUAAAUUUUUGGCCAUUAACGCUUCAUUUGUCUUCCAAGCCCUUAUGCUGAAUACAAAUACGGAACAUGCUGAAUUUAGUACAUUAGUCAAUGAAGAAGAAGUCGGUAUUAAAUUUAAGGAUUCAUUAUAUUUUGAUAAUGAAUUGAUGCAAAAGACUGUGGAACUUUUACUGCCCAUUUAUGAUAAUUUAGGUCUCUUAGAUCCUAUGUAAUAAAAAAGCCAAACAUAUUUAUUUAUUAAAUAACUUAAAUAAAUGUACUUAGAAUUAUGAGAAAAUA
Molecule: messenger RNA, 1399 nt
Organism: Lucilia cuprina (Australian sheep blowfly)
Lineage: Eukaryota; Metazoa; Arthropoda; Insecta; Diptera; Calliphoridae
Exons: 2
Coding region: 64-1332 (422 amino acids)
Source: RefSeq, a predicted model, not a curated record